AUGGCAGAAGACAAUAAGACAUCGGUGACUCUAUUUGUUCUCACGGGCCUUACAGAUCGUCCAGGGCUGCAGGCCCCCUUGUUUCUGGUGUUCUUAGUCAUCUACCUCAUCACCCUGGUGGGCAACCUUGGACUGGGUGCUCUCAUCUGGAAGGACCUCCACCUUCACACCCCCAUGUACUUCCUCCUUGGCAGUUUGGCCUUUGCAGAUGCUUGUUCUUCAUCCUCUGUGACCCCCAGGAUGCUAAUGAGUUUUUUAUCAAAGAAUCAUGUGAUAUCCCUCUUUGAGUGCAUGGCCCAAUUUUAUUUUUUUGGUUCCAGUGCCACUACAGAAUGUUUUCUCCUGGUUGUAAUGGCCUAUGACCGCUACGUAGCCAUAUGUAACCCAUUGCUUUAUCCAGUGGUGAUGUCCAAUAACAUCUGUACUCAGUUUAUAGGUGUUUCAUAUUUUAUUGGUUUUCUACAUUCAGCAAUUCAUGUGGGUUUGUUAUUAAGAUUAACUUUCUGCAAAUCCAAUGUACUACAAUAUUUUUACUGUGAAAUUUUACAACUGAUCAAAAUUUCUUGCACUGAUUCUACAGUUAAUACACUUCUGAUUUUAGUCUUUUCAGCCUUCAUACAAAUAUUCACUUUUAUGGCCAUCAUGGUCUCUUACACCCGUGUCCUCUUCACUAUCCUGAAAAGUAAGUCUGAAAAGGGCAGGAGCAAAGCCUUCUCCACGUGCAGCGCCCACCUGCUCUCCGUCUCCUUGUUCUAUGGCACUCUCUUCUUCAUGUACAUGCGUCCUGCCUCUGGCCCAACUGAAGAGCACGACAAAAUGUAUUCUUUAUUUUACACAAUAAUAAUUCCUCUACUAAAUCCUUUUAUUUACAGUCUGAGAAACAAAGAGGUUAUAGGUGCCUUGACUAGAAUAAUGAAUAAAUAG
Molecule: messenger RNA, 924 nt
Organism: Manis pentadactyla (Chinese pangolin)
Lineage: Eukaryota; Metazoa; Chordata; Mammalia; Pholidota; Manidae
Product: olfactory receptor 5AC1-like
Exons: 1
Coding region: 1-924 (307 amino acids)
Biological process (GO): sensory perception of smell; G protein-coupled receptor signaling pathway
Cellular component (GO): membrane
Molecular function (GO): olfactory receptor activity; odorant binding; G protein-coupled receptor activity
Source: RefSeq, a predicted model, not a curated record